AUUCCUAAUGCUCUGCGAUCUUCACGUAAUUGUUGGCAGCUUGCUUACAGUAUGCAUGUAUGGUCGAUGUGAUCUCCAUGAUAUAUAUAUUUACUGCAAAGGCAUUUUAACUUGUCAUUCAGAAAACAAUCUCUCCAACUGAUAUAAUCUCCAUUAGAAAUAGAGGUUGACUUUGAGUACUCAUCUUGGAGUUCUUGUCAAUGGAAGGCAACCGCUUUCUUGGUCCGGUACUAUCUUCUAUCGAUCCAUCGUCCACUUUGUUACCCUAUUAACCAUCACCAGUCUCUUUGAUCUCUUUUAUUCAUAUAUUUUUAUUUUUAUCGAAUGAUAUUGUUCUUUGAUUAAUGUAUUUGCAGACUUGUGUGCUUAAAGUAAAUAUUAAAUGUUGCAAGGCAUGUCCUGUGAAACUGAGGAAGAAGGUGCAAAAUAGCAACGGAGUGAAUUCCAUACUUGUAGAUAAAGAAAAAGACUUGGUUCUAGUUUGUGGCAACAUAGACCCAACAAAACUAGUAGAUGCAAUCAAAAGGAUUGGGAAAAAAAAUGCAGAGGUUCUGUUCUAUGAAAAGGAUCCUUCUCUCGUCCCACAAAAGCUAAACCACCUGUUCAACAAGAUAAGUAGCACCCAUUGCGAAGAUUCUGAUACUGUGGUUGAUGACGCUGAAGAGGAUAACGAAGAUAACAAUGAUGUUCAAGACAAAAGUUGUGAAUUUUCCAAUAACAAUACAAUUCAUAAAUUGAAGCGUGGUCGUGGGUCUCACAGGCAUGAUUACAACGUGCAUGGUAAGGGAUCAGAGACUAUUAAUAUAAGAGAUAGGGUCUUUGCUAAUCCUUCUGCUGCUGCUGCAACCCGAGGCUACGGGCAUGUUCCAGCAGGGUUGCCGCUAGCGCCUAGACCGCCGUAUGUAUAUCAAAGCUAUGAUCGGUAUCCGACAGUGAUGUACUCUGGGCCGCCACGGCCACUACUGCCUGCUUAUCACGAUUGUUAUAGACAAAUUAAUCUGCCACCACCAGGAGCAGCAUUGAUCAUGCAGCCGGCCUAUAAUCCUUACUACAAACGGUGGGAUCCACCAAAUUCCAACUCGAUCUUCCACUACUUUAGCGAUGAUAAUAGUGAGGCGUGCACUAUAAUUUGAGCAGCUGGCUGCAACAUUAAGCAUGCGUUUUCUUGGCCUCUUGGUACGCAUGAUAUUUGUGUGAUAAAGACAGGUUGAAAGACUCGUGUCCAAGCGAUUAGAAUUUUAAAAGCGGUGUGUGAUUUUGCACAGAAUAUUGAUUCAUUUGGAAUAUUUUUGUUUUUCUUUUUAUCCAAACAGGUUGCUUUGGAUUCCAUUGAACAG
This is a messenger RNA of Carya illinoinensis, 1337 nucleotides long. Its product is annotated as heavy metal-associated isoprenylated plant protein 42-like. The record is from RefSeq and is a predicted model, not a curated record. The transcript is spliced from 2 exons. Lineage: Eukaryota; Viridiplantae; Streptophyta; Magnoliopsida; Fagales; Juglandaceae. The coding region runs from base 345 to 1133 and encodes 262 amino acids. Gene Ontology annotation, molecular function: metal ion binding.